Molecule: messenger RNA, 1185 nt
Organism: Manis pentadactyla (Chinese pangolin)
Lineage: Eukaryota; Metazoa; Chordata; Mammalia; Pholidota; Manidae
Gene: TRIML2
Product: tripartite motif family like 2
Exons: 7
Coding region: 19-1185 (388 amino acids)
Molecular function (GO): protein binding
Source: RefSeq, a predicted model, not a curated record
CGGGAGCACAGGCACCACAUGGUGCACGGGCUGCAGGAGGCCGCCGAGCACGGCCGGAAGUUAUUCCAGAAGAUCGCCAACACCCUGAAGGAGAAACUUGAAGUGGCUAAAAGCAUAUUGGCCGACGAGCACGAAAGAAUGGUGAUGAUUCAGGAAGAAGAGCAGAAUUUUAGAGAGAUGAUUGAGUCUGAAUAUAGGAUACGGUUCCGGUUGAUGAUUGAAGAUGAGAUGAAGUUCCGGAGCCUGCCAGGGGCCGUGUCCAACCUGACCCCGAGAGAAGCCAGCCUGAGUCAGCCGAGCACGUGUGCCGCAGAGCUAAAGGAGAAGGCCCAGGAAACGCUCCAGAAACUGAAAGAUCUGGCAAGAGAGAACAUGAAUAAACUGAAGGAGAGUGAAGUCAGACUUGCUGAUCAGGUCUGCAGCCUCCACAAGACCAUUGCAGAGCUAGAGAAGAAGUGUGGGCAACACCCCUCCACACUCCUUGAGAAUGCAAGGUCUUCUUUGGAAAGGAGUGAGGCACUGCUGCUUCAGUGUCUAGAGCCUGCCCGAAUCACAGACCUGAGUGCAUGUCAAAUAGCAGGAAUGAGUGAAGUGCUAAAAGGCCUCCAAAGACCUCUCACUCUGGAUCCUAACACAGCUCAUCCUUGUCUGGUCUUAGCCGAGGAUCUGAGAAGUGUGAGACUCAGAAAGGUCCAGCAGGCUGUGCCUGGUAACCCAGGGAGAUUUGACUUCAGUGCCACAGUGUUGGCUGCAGAGAGCUUCACCUCAGGGAGGCACUACUGGGAGGUGGAUGUGGACAAGGCAGCCAAGUGGCAGUUGGGCGUGUGCAGAGAUGGUGAUGUGGCCCAUGCUUGUGGACAGAAAGUCUUACUCAUGGGAUGCAUGAUGGGAACCGACUACACCCUGUGGGCCUUUCCUCCCCUUCAAAGGGUCCACUCGAGAAAGCAGAUGCACCACGUUGGAGUUUUCGUAGAUUAUGAGUGUGGGCAGAUAGCAUUCUAUGAUGUGACAAAGGGAGCCCUCAUUUAUAUUUUCUCUUACCUUUCCUUCCAGGGAGCCCUCAGGCCUGUCUUCUCUCUUUGUAUCCCCAGUGGAGGCACAGAUUCAGACUCUCUCAGCCUCUGCCUCCCUCCUGUUUCAUCCUGUAAUGUUACUACUAUUGGCCCUCAGUCUUCCUUGGGGUAA